UCAAAGAUGUAGCUAUGGUAAUGGCACUACUCUCUUGGUUUUCAAGGUAUUGGCGUACGGACGUACAGAUGGACAUACGCACUACCAAAAGUUUUGAGAUCGAUGGGUUACCAAAUUUUCUAAGGUAUGGGGCUUGCUUGCGCGCCUUCUGCACGUAGGAUCUCUGCUAUGAAACCAGAAGGCGGAAAAUUUGCCACCCUCCUGCUGUGUUAGAGCAGGAAAAGUCCCACAUUUACUUGGCUCUUCUCUAUUCUAAGCAAGAAAGACCUUCAAUUUGCUUCCUCCUGCCCCUCCCCCCUCUGAGUACCUUCUCCCCCCUCCCUAGAUGGGAUGCUAGCCACCAGUUUGCUGACUGUUUUUGUGCCAUUCACACACACCAACUUGAAGGCCACUUUACAAAACCUGUUGGUGGCAGCAUCUAUUUCUGCUCACAGACAACACUUUUGCUGCUAUCAUUUGCCUUGCCUCAUGUUUUAACCUUCAAAUUCUCAGAAUAUGUUCCUUGUCACUAAUGAGGCAUGGGAGGCUGAAAGCAGAGCACAAAUUCAAAUGCUUGCUUUCAAGGGGGUUGUUAACCUUGAUGGUGAUGCGCCAUGUGAUAGUCCAGGCCAUUCUUCAAAGUAUGGAACAUAUACUUUAAUGGAUGAUGACACUGGCAAUGUAGUGACAUUUGAUGUGCUACAAGUCACUGAUGCAUCGAUCUCAAAUGCACUAUGGAGAAGGAAGGCUUUUCCAGGAACACAGAAAUGCUUCAAAGUAAGGAUGUUACCAUUGGCAAGAUUGCAAGAGACUGUUAUGUGGUUAAUCAGCAGUUGCAUAGCCAACAGUGAGGAUCACCUACACAUCACUCAUCAGUAUGAUGUCUGACUGGCAAAUGUCAAAAUGGGUGGUUAAGAAGUUAACAAAUAAAGCCAAACAAAAGGGUUGUGGGGAAUGAUCUCCAUGGAUACAGUCCAUCUCCAAUCACCUAUGGUCAUCUGGUGAGACCUGCAAUGGUAACAUGUAUCUUUUGGGCAACAACUAGCUUAGCUUUCUAGGAAAUGGUUUUGAACAUGAAACUUCUAAAGGAUCUGACUAAGCUUACGGACUUUGAUCAUACUGAUAUCCUUAAGGAAUAUUACUCUAUGAUGCUUAAGUAUUGCUCUAAAGGGGAGCAUUUUUCACACCAGAACAUUUCUAAGGUGGUAUCCAGUUCUGUUGCACUGCUAGUUGGAGAUAGGCAUACUGAGAAUGAAGCAUCUUAUCCAAGUACACAGGUGUACUGGCUGAAUACCCUGUCUCAGACCUGCCUUAGAAUUAAAUCCUUAGUUCAGAACGAUAUUAAAGGCAAUGGUUAUAUGCUUCUAGUUAGGACAGCUAGGUAGGACAGCUUUUUCUACAAAAAAAAAAACAUACCCAAUUCAAGACUAGAGUGCAAAAAUCAUACCCUAUUUGAGAGCAAAAUGACCCUAUUUGUUACCAAAACGGCUAAAAACUAUUUGAUAACCUUUUUGCCUAAUAUAGCCCAUACAAAGGCACACCCCCCUCCCUACUCAGUUAAUGCGUCUGACUUCAGUUUGAGCAGUUCAGGUUCAAGCCCUGGUUGAGGUCAUUGCUUUGUGUUCUUGGGCAAGAUGCUUUACAUUGACAGUGCCUCCCUCCUCCAAGGUGUAUGAAUUGGUAGCACUGAAUGAAAUGCUAGAGGAUAACCCUGUGAUGGACUAGCAUCCCAUUCAUGGAACCAUAGAAAAACAGACUGUGUUCAUGUACUGGUGGGCCAUUAUGUUUAUCACUGAAUGCAGACUUCACCUGCUACCAAGAAUACAACCAGCCAGUGCUAGAAGUGGACCAUUUACAAACACUAUUGCACCACUGUAGCACACACACCACUGUGUGGCAUUAUUUAAGAAAUAGGAAACAUGUUCCAUGUUUCCAUCGACUUAUAUUGUAACCACAAGUGGAGGUUGGGAGAACGAGAAAUGUUGUGGAAGCACCAGCCAACAGACAGUAAAACCUUGAUCCCAAUCACCUUCAAGUUUCCUCCUCCUAAGUCAUCCCAGCUUUCAGUUCCCAAUUCAAGCACAUCACUGCAAAAUAAAACACUUGCCUCAUCAUCAUCAGAGAGUGGUCCUUUGUUAGAGUUUCUACCAGCAUAUUCUGGAAAAUCUUGCUUACAGCAACAGAGGAAGUCCAGUUUUAAUAACAGUGGCUCAGAUGAUGGGAUUGAAUUGCAGAGUUUAUUUGAUGGACAACGGUUUAGUGACCUCUCAAGACAGUGUGUUUCCAGACCCAAGUUACCCAGUGAAAAGAGCAAGCUGCCACAAGAAGUAGAAGAAGUACUAAAUCCAAUGACUAAAUCACUCUGGUGUGCCAAUCCUCCUCUCAAAUGCAGGAAAAGGAAAGAGAAAGAACUUGUUUUGGAAAAACUUAAACAGACAAAGCUUAGUCAAGUAAAGGAGCUGCAUAAACUGAAUAACAAUCAACGUGGAAAAUGGAUCUUGGGUGCGAGAAACGGCUCAUCACUGAAAGGAAAGAAUUCAACUACAGAGCAGCUUUGGAAGAAAGUGUGUUCGUUGAUCAAAGAAGGCCAUCUUCCCUACUGCAAUGCAAAGCUUCAGGAAACCCAAGACCAAGUGUGGGUGUACUGUGACUUUGGACACGCAUUAAAGGUCAGAAGCACCUUAGAAAAUGCUCUUGGAAACGUUGAAGCCCUCUCUUUCUACGUCCAUCCUGUGGGAGUUGUUAUGGAGUUAUAACACAUACAACCAGUUAAAUUGCGGCUGUAAUGCUAUUGGCGCGUUUGCAAAUUUAGACGUGCGCGAUUAAAGGGGAGGUGAAUGGUUCUUCAAAAAACAUAGGUCCCACAAAAUUUUCGUCGAAUUUCACGGGUCGCACGGUCUAGUUUCUUUACUAGUUAUGUGCGUCACACAGCCUCGAUUGUUUUUUUUUUUGUUUUUUUGUUUUUUUCAGACAAGGCUGUCUCGGAGUCUCAAUUUUUUGCAAAGCUAGGAAAGUCUCCAAGUCCUGAUUUGUUUGUUUGCCUUUAUAAUUUAAGACGUCUGAACCGCUAGAGCCUAAACGUCUCGCGCUCGCAUUUAAACCACUUUGAAGUCUCGGUCUCGCAAUUAAAAAGUCCAAAUGUCUCGGGCGCGCAAAGAAAAACGCUAGUCUCUCCUACUCACAAAGUCUUGGCAGUUACCAUUUACCGCUCCUGCGAUUGACCGUCGCAAGUCAUUGGUUUCCCUCAGACACAGGAUUUUCAAUCAAAGGGUUGAAAAUAAUUGCAGUAAAUCCAGAUUUUUCUAUUGACGGAAAAAUGAAGUAAAUGGAAUUUGAAAACCGCUGCCUUUCAGCAACAGUCUAGAGUUAAAAUUUAAUCAGUCAGCAACAUUAUUUUAAUAUUUCUGGCUCACUAAAAGUCUCGCAAAAUUCCGAAGAUGAACAAAGCUAAAAUUGUGAGGUUGCCUCGCGUUCACGUGUUUUUCACUGGUGUUUUAAACUGGAUUCCUUUUAGUUUUAGCGCAUCGACAAGCUCCGUAAAGGGUAACAGAACGAAAAGCAAUCACUACGUUGUCAAUUUUUGUCGCCCUAUACGCUAGUUAGAAUUGAUAGCAUUUUCCAUAAAAUUCAGGGAGCAUUUUAGACACUUUUAGUUAAUACAGCGAUACAUAGGGUAGCAAAGGGCAGAUAUGUGCACGUGACGUGGGGGGUGGGGGGCCGGGUGUACAGGGUGAUUUCCAGAUCACGUUUCACGGAAAAUGACUUCGAACGUCACUGAUAUCGUUCACGUAACUACGGAUGUCGGCCGCAAAAGCUACGAGGCAUUGACUAACUCUGUUGGUUCCCACUCUUCACAACAAUUCAGAAGAUAGCGUUUCACGGUUCACGACAAUUUAGAAGAUACCGUUUCACCCUUUACAUCCCUCUUAAAUGUACCGUACUGUUUUACAGUUUAUUGAAAUCAUGGUUUUAAGAUCAUAAUAAAGUAUGUAUGUAUGUAUAAUUUAUUCCUUACAAUACAAUUUGAGCAGCUUAAAGUGAUAUUUAUUAGAAAAGGGUUUGGCCCUCCAGCUUUGCCCUUAUUCAAAUCUAUGCUGCUAGUUAAUCAAUUCAAAUAAUUUAUCGUUACUUUGUAUGUGGCUGGUUUCCACAUGUUACAGAUGAUAUUUAGCAAAUCUUGUACCCAGAGUCUUCAAACUUCUUGAUCAUUCGCCACUGUAGAAACGCGAAGAAGCCUGGGGCAAAUCUCGUCUCGCAGUCGCUUGUGGGAUAGUUCCUUGGGACAGUAAUGGUCCCAUCAGCCACUGCGAGAUGAGUUUUUUUUUCUGGUUUUCUGGUUCUAAAGUAGCGUUGCAAAGACCAACCGCUGAUCGAGUUGUCUGAAGAUUCAUCCAGUGUGCAAUAUUUAUUCUAGCAUAGUGCUUUUUAACUUGGAAGAAGGUAUUUAUUUAAUAUUGUUAAUCACAUUAUAAUUCAACGCAUUGUUAGUUAGAUGCGAACCCUUUGGAAUUUGUUCUCCACAUUAAAAAAAAUAAAAUAAAA
Messenger RNA from Orbicella faveolata, 4521 nucleotides. RefSeq lists its product as uncharacterized. NCBI's taxonomy places the organism in Eukaryota, Metazoa, Cnidaria, Anthozoa, Scleractinia, Merulinidae. Gene Ontology annotation, biological process: negative regulation of double-strand break repair via homologous recombination; positive regulation of double-strand break repair via nonhomologous end joining; positive regulation of isotype switching. The record is from RefSeq and is a predicted model, not a curated record.